This is a messenger RNA of Oryzias latipes (Japanese medaka), 3055 nucleotides long. RefSeq names its product microtubule associated serine/threonine kinase-like (gene mastl). The record is from RefSeq and is a predicted model, not a curated record. NCBI's taxonomy places the organism in Eukaryota, Metazoa, Chordata, Actinopteri, Beloniformes, Adrianichthyidae. Gene Ontology annotation, biological process: intracellular signal transduction; peptidyl-serine phosphorylation. Gene Ontology annotation, molecular function: ATP binding; protein serine/threonine kinase activity. Gene Ontology annotation, cellular component: nucleus.
AAGGUCCCACAUCCGGUGGCGCAUUUCAAAUUUUCCAAACAAACCUGGGUCUGUUGUCUAACUUUGAUGGAGUACACAUCAAGCUAGGAGUUUGUUUUUUUAUAUAUAUUUGUAGCUUUUGUAUAAUGGAACCCGAGCCAAAGCCUAACUGGAAGUCAGACGUCAAAUCGGUGGAAAAUCCCAAACCGCCUUCGAUCGACGAUUUUGUUGUUUUGAAGCCCAUUAGCCGCGGGGCUUUUGGGAAGGUCUACCUUGCUCGCAAGAAGAGCAAUGCGCGCCUGUAUGCCAUCAAGGUGAUGAAGAAGGCAGACAUGGUUGACAAAAACAUGACGAACCAAAUGAAGGCAGAGAGAGACGCUCUGGCUCUGAGUAAAAGUCCCUUCGUCGUUCACCUGUUUUACUCUCUACAAACAGCCACCAAGAUUUACCUGGUGAUGGAGUACCUCAUCGGAGGGGACGUCAAAUCUCUCCUUCAUAUUUAUGGGUACUUUGACCAAGACAUGGCGGUGAAAUACAUCUCCGAGGUAGCUCUGGCUUUAGAUUACCUGCAUCGUCAUGGGAUAAUCCACAGAGACCUGAAGCCAGACAACAUGCUUAUAUCCAACGUAGGUCACAUCAAGCUGACAGACUUUGGCCUCUCCAAAGUCAAGCUGGACAGAGAGCUGAGCCUGAUGGACAUCCUCACCACUCCGUCUUUGGCCAAACCCAAAAAGGAUUAUUUCCGCACUCCGGGUCAAGUCCUCUCUCUGAUCAGCUCCCUUGGAUUUAGCACGCCGUUAGGAGGAGGCCGGCGCCGCUGCAGCACGUCAGCUGUGAGCAGCCCCGCCUCCUAUGGCAAAACCAAGCAGAAGAAAGUUUCUCUGGAUUCUCCGUUGGUGAUGGAAGCUGAUCAUAUGGACUCUCCAGCGGAGCAUGUUUGCAAACUAAGACCUAAGAGCAGCGUGUUCAGUCCUCAUAAUCUGGCUAAAAAUCUGACCCCCACGUUGCUGAAGACCAGGAAGAGGUUUGAAACGAUGAGUGGGGGCAGCUCCACCGACACCGACGCCGCCGUCAGUCCAUUAUGGGAGCAUGAGGAGAAGGAGAACCAGUGCUUUAGCAGCCAGAGGCGCAGGAAGCAGCCUAAGCCUAAAAGGCACAAACGGGGUUUUGCACCCACAGCCCCGGGUGGGCUGGGCGUCUCUGGGAAAGCCUCUCGUAACUUGAUGAAAGCGUCCAAUCAGGAUCCUUUUCCUGAAAUGCUGCGAGUCCCUGCAGCUCAGGAGGACGUUUGCUCGUGGAUGAGCGGCGACUGUCUGCCUGCAGUUCCCUCAUCUGUCAAGAGGAGAUUCUCCGAGGUGGAAACCAGUCCAGAGCCUAAAGAGAGUAGAGCCAAAAAGAGAACCUCAGAUUACCAAACAACCUGUAAGGCUCUGGAGGAGCAGCCCGGCGGGAACCACAGCGGCCUGACCGGAACCUUUUCCACCAUCUGGAUUGGAGCUUCAGACGGCCUCGUUUCAGCAGAGCGUCUGCUUCCGAAGCACUCCAGUUCCGCCCAUGUGACCAAAAGUCUGCUCAGCGAGCUGGAGGAGCACGGCGAGGACCCGUUUGAAAACGGAACAAAGGGCUUGACUCAUUCGAGCUUCGCAUCGCCGCAGCUCGAGAGCACCGGCGGCGUCUGCAGGAACUUGAGCCUGGACUCUGACGGCUCCAUGCACGAAUCUUCGCUCAUCAUGGAGAGCCAAGCGGCGCCAAACCGGAGAUCGUCUUCAUCCGAGGAGCUGGAGGAGAGCAAAGCCUCGCCUCCGCAGACCCCUGCCGUCGUGCUCGAACAGACGACGGACUCUCGGUGUUCCGUCCGCAGCCUGGACCUCGCCUGCAGCGUUUUGCAGUCCCCCUCCUUCCUGAAGCCGCAGAACGUGGUGGCCUUCCGCAGCUACUGCAGCUCCAUCAACCGCUCCAGCGUGUCCGGGGUCUCCAGGCUCAGCGUGGGAUCCGUGGAAAGCAUGGACGUCUCCGCCUCAGCAUCAUAUCACUCCGGUGCUGCGACACCGGUGCAGAGAAGGCCGUACUCCAGCAGCCCCGCCCAUCAGACUCCUCGCCCCACGUCCACAUCCCACACCCCCUUCAGGACUCCCAAGAGCGUCCGGCGAGGCGUGGCGCCGGCUGAAGGCGCGCCCAUUCUCGGAACCCCAGAUUAUUUGGCUCCAGAGCUGCUUUUGGGAAAACCUCACGACUGCAUGGUGGACUGGUGGGCGCUGGGGGUGUGUCUGUUCGAGUUCCUCACCGGCGUGCCGCCUUUUAACGACGAAACGCCUCAGCUGGUGUUCCAGAAUAUUCUGAACAGAGACAUCCCCUGGCCUGAAGGGGAUGAGGAGCUGUCGGCGAACUCCAGGAAUGCCAUCGAGAUCCUCCUGACCAUGGACAUGACGAGGCGAGCCAGUCUGAAGGAUCUGGAGAGCCACCCUCUGUUCGCCGGACUGGACUGGGUCAAUCUGCAGAACCAGGAGAUGCCGUUCAUCCCUCAGCCGGAGGACGAAACCGACACGUCGUACUUCGAGGCGAGGAACAGCGCUCAGCACAUCGCCGUGUCUGGGUUCAGCCUGUAGAGCAGCUCUGCUCAGACGAGCAGAAAAAAUGUUAAUGUGUUGUUUUAAAGGACAUUUUAUUCAUGUGCAAUCGUGGAUCACGAGUGUCUGACGUUUAUGAUUCGAUUAAAAGGAAAUCUAGUUUCCUGUAAACUACAAGCUAACUCUUUUGGCUGCUGGUUUUGGUUUUCUGUGAUCAAACUUUCGGUUCAGAUGUUGCUGUGCUGGGUGGGCGGGCCUGCUAAAUGUGUGCUCCACUACUAUUUAAUUAAACCUAAUAUAUUCCUGAUUUUUAUGUGUUAAUGAUGUUCAUAACAUUCUGUCUUUCUGCUUUGAGGCUUUCAAACUUGAUGUCCUAACAGAUGUUUUUAUGUUCUGCAUUUGGAUUUUUGUCUUUUUUAUUUUUUAUUUCACACCAUUAUUUCAACCUUGCUCCGUAAACAGUUCUAAAGGAAGGAAAUUGUGAAUAAAAUUUGCUCCUAUUGCCAAAA